AUGCCCUCGCUACUACUGCGGCUGCAACCGCUCCGCAACUACCUUCCCUCCAUAACUCGACCAUCCCAUAUAUAUUCUACCACCACCACCACCACCACCAUCGCCUCUCGACCGUCCAACUUCUCCACCUCCCCGCCUCUCCUCAAAAACACCAACCUACCGCCGCGCCCUAAGCCGCCUCCUGAGGAAGAUAUCGAGGAGUCCUUCCUAAAGGGCAGCGGGCCCGGCGGGCAGAAGAUUAACAAAACCAACUCAGCAGUCCAACUCAAGCACCUCCCCACCGGUCUCGUCGUCAAGUCCCAAGCGACCCGCUCCCGCUCUCAGAACCGCGUCAUAGCCCGGCAACUGCUAGCCGACAAGCUGGACCAGCUAGCCCGCGGCGACGAGAGCCGCUCCGCCGUCGUCGGCGAAUUCAAGCGCAAGAAGAAGGCCAGCUCCGCCAAGAAGAGCCGCCGGAAGUAUCGCAAGCUCGACGAGGAGAAACAACAGGCUCAGCCUGGGACCGCGCUGCAGGAGGAAGAAGAGGCUUUUGAAGAAGACGAGUUCGAGGAAGGCGGGGAGAAGGAAGAGGUUCAAGAUAACCCGAAGAGUAGCGAAAGAAUAGAAAAUAAGCAAGCUUAA
Daldinia childiae is the source of this 621-nucleotide messenger RNA. RefSeq lists its product as uncharacterized. The record is from RefSeq and is a predicted model, not a curated record. Gene Ontology annotation, molecular function: translation release factor activity. The transcript is spliced from 2 exons. Gene Ontology annotation, biological process: translational termination. Gene Ontology annotation, cellular component: mitochondrion. The coding region runs from base 1 to 621 and encodes 206 amino acids. NCBI's taxonomy places the organism in Eukaryota, Fungi, Ascomycota, Sordariomycetes, Xylariales, Hypoxylaceae.